UUGUGUGGAAAAGUGUCGGUGAAAGAGAGAAAGAAAACACAGAGGGAAAGUGCAAAAAGAACAGAAAAAAGAAUCCGAUGAGAAUGUCAGAAUUGGAGAGACGGCAUAUUAGAACAUUACGAUUUGGAGUAAACGCAGUGCAGACACGGAAAGAGCUGCUUCGUGUUUAAAUUUUUAGUGUCAGGAGAGUUCUAGUGAGAGCAAGAGAACACAAGGUUCUGUGGACGUGAAAUUGACCAAAAGAAAAAAGAAAAAUAGUUGUGAAUAAAAUGUACUUAAUCCCCAACUAAAUAAGUGAAAAUUUCAAUCGUUUUAACCCAAAACCAGUUCCCUAAGUGUGAGAUUUUCCAGCUGCGUCGGGAUUUGUGAAGAAAACUCUCCGGAUUAUAUACAAGUUUUCGAAAUAGUUGACUCUACGUACUGUUUCUGACCAUUUUUGCGAGUAGUUACCCAGUGUAAAGGGGUGGAAAAGACUUUUUCAUUGAACCAAACCCCAAUACACAAACACGUAUUCUCUAGUUUAUAGUUACUCAGGCUAAAGAGGAAAAGUUGUACAGGGAAAACAGCCUGACUUUCGCCCUCGAGAGAGUUAGAGAAUGAAAAUAAACUUGACAAUACGGACUAAUAAUGAGGGUAUAUCACAAUAUAGUACGCUAGUGGUAAAAUACUAGAGAAUCUUGAACAAAGUUACAUAAUUAAACAAUACGUUGGAGGAGUGACUAUCCCUAUUGAUCCUAAGUCUUGUGUUUUUCCUUCCCAUCUGAGCAAGAACAACAAAAAAAAACUUUCACUGCUUUUCACCGUAGAUUUUAUUCCCUUGAGUGACUAUGUGUAGGGGAUAAAGGAUAUAAAAAGAGAAUCCUACAAGAGAUAUUGAUACACGGAAAAGAGAAACGUGAAAAAAAUCGUGUUUGUGGUUUUCUCCAAGAGAGAGAGGAUUUUCCACCAGUGAUCCCUUCCGGCUUCCAACUUACGGUUGACAGAAAACAAAGACCAAAGUGUAGUGAUUCAACCAAGUAACAAAAUUCAGAAAAAGAAUCCUUAAUUAACGUGUAAAUUUUCCUCGUGUGAAAAUUCUCCAGAGAAAUUCAAGGGAAAGUAGUGAAAAAUUCAAAAGGAAAAGAUUGUAUAGUGGUUGAAAGAAAACUCUUUCCCAAAAAAGAGUUGUGUUGUGUGGGAAAAGUCUGUUGCUUCAUCUUUGUUAGUCACCCUACACCUUCUCCUCCUUCUCGACCAUAUCUACCGCCAAGUUUUCUUCUCGUGAGUGCUGUGAAGUUUUAAUGAGGGUAAGAAACUGAAGGAAUAAGGAAUAUUGCAACACCCAGAAUCCUAAGUCAUAUUAGAUGAUUGUCCAGCGGGUGGAUGAUCACUUGGUGAGAUAGAGGUUCAAGGGAGAAAGAGAUGGUUCUGAGCACCGAGUGGUCCCAAGUGGAGGUCAUCGAUCUGAUCAACGACGGCAACGGACUGGGCUUUAUGCUAGUGGGUGGACGAAGUACAGGUGUCGUGAUAAAGGCUCUCAUCCCAGGUGGUGUGGCUGAACGCGACGGACGCCUUCAGUGUGGUGAUCACGUCUUGCAAAUUGGCGAAGUUAAUCUACGCGGAUUCAGUUCAGAGCAAGUGGCCACGGUGCUACGACAAACUGGCGCUCAAGUUCGUCUCAUUGUGGCACGCCCAGUGGAGCCAACGUCCCCCGACUAUCAGUCCCUGGCCACGCACGCUCCCAUCAUUCCCACAAAACUCCUGUCUGACCCUGAAGAGCUCGAACGUCAGCUCCUCCAGACAGCCGGUUAUACCCAGGCGGCUCUCCUCGCCGCCGCCGCCGCAUCCCCCACAGCCGCCGCCCUUGUGGAGGGUCUCGAGGCGACAGUGGAGGUGUUUGCCGUGCCAGACAUGGCGGGUGGCGGUGGUGAGGGUGUCAGGAAGAACAGCUGCGUGUCACCGUCGACCGCCACAGUGCCACCGCUGCAUCUUCCCUCCCCGCCACCGCUGCCCGAUUCCUCACCCCCGCCCCUCAUCAGUGACUACCUGGACCUGCCCGAGACGGAAACCUACCAAGUGGAAUUGCGAAAAAAUGUAUACGGUCUCGGGAUAACGGUGGCGGGCUACGUGUGCCAAGAGGAGGAUCUCUCAGGGAUCUUCGUGAAGAGUAUCAUUGAGGGAAGUGCUGCCGAAAUGAGUGGUAAGAUCCAAAUUAAUGAUCGCAUCGUGGCUGUCGAUGGCAAGUCACUCAGUGGAGUCACAAAUCAUCAGGCUGUUGAAAUUCUCCGUAAUACCGAUAUCGCUGUCAAUUUAACACUAGAGCGCUUCCUGCGUGGCCGAAAAUACGAACAUCUCCAACUGGCACUCACUGAACCCCAACUACCACCACCACCACCCACCCAUCCGCCCCCCUCAAAUACCACCUCACCAUCAAUCACCCUUCUACCAUGGAUGCCACCGACGGAUGGCGAUGCCGGUGAUGAUGUCGACAGUAUCAUCAGCAUCGACCGCGAUCCCAAUGUCAUUGAACCAGAAAUGGAGUCCAACACCACCGUGGACUCCAAUGUGUUCGCCGUGGAAAAUGGUGAGGCAUCGGAAGAGGAAUCCGAGGCAACACCCACCCCAACUCCCAGCUGUGACUCAGCCAAAGCUCACUGGAGUAAAGAAAUGCCCGACCUCAAAAUUGUCGUUGCACAUAUCAAUAAACUCUCGGGGCUGGGUAUCAGCCUCGAAGGAACUGUUGAGGUUGAGGGUGGCGUUGAGAUGCGCCCCCAUCACUACAUUCGGUCAAUUCUGGAAGAGGGACCAGUUGGUCGAGAAGGCACCCUUAAGCCCGGCGAUGAACUCCUGCAAGUCAAUGAACACCGGCUUCAGGGCCUCAAGCACACUGAUGUUGUCAAAGUUCUCAAGGAACUCCCCAUGACUGUGAAACUGGUCUGUGCCCGAAGUCACAAGCCACCAUCUGUGAUCAACACCUCCCAGAGCCCUGAGGCCUUUGAGGCACGCAGUAUCCUUGCCGGUGGACUGCAGAGUCUCCAGAAUCUUCUCACCAAAGCCCAAUCAGAGAGUUCUCUCUACACCUCCAGUACAGCCACACUGACUGACCAACAGCGCUCAAAGAGCGUCGAACAGGUGUCCGGACUGGCACUAUGGAGCACCGAAGUGAUUUACAUAGACAUUGAGAAGACAGAACGUGGCUUUGGGUUCUCCAUUCUCGACUACCAGGAUCCCCUAGAUCCCGAGGGAACUGUGAUUGUGGUACGUGGACUGAUACCAGGCGGUUCGGCUGAGACAACAAAUCUCAUCUUUCCCGGCGACCGACUUGUCUCCGUCGCGGACCAUCACUUGCACGGUCGGACACUGGACGAGGCGGUGAGUAUCCUCAAGGGUAUGCCAACAGGCAUUGUCCGCAUUGGACUUUGCCGGCCACUCUCCACCUCCGACAACAAUGUGUCAUCCGCGGCGGAGACACCGACCACAUAGCUAGACAUCAUAGAAAUAUUUUUCGAAUUGGAUAUUUGAGAUUUGUUAAAAUCCCUCAUCAGUAACGCAAUUAAACCCAAGCUAUGGCAAAUUCAUCAGCAAAGGGUACACUUUCAAUAGAAAUUUUACCAAUAUGCCCCUAACAAUACAGAAGGCAUUUUAAAAUCCCUAUUGAAUACCCCCUUUGUAACAAUCAUCACUAAUUACAAAUUUAAUAUUUAAUGAUAAGUUCAUUCACUUUUGCUUCCAAUGAAAUUUCCCACAUAGUGAAACACCUAAGAAUAAAUUAUUGCAAAAUUUAACACAUUCUUCCACUCCUUGCAAUUGGGAGAUGAAGAAUUUAAGACUUGAGGAAAAAGAAAUAUAUAUUAAACACAAAAAAAACCGUCUCGAAGACACCCUCUCUCUAUCAUCUUUGACUUGAAAAAAAAACACACACCAAGCACACACUCCUUUUGAACUUUUCUGCAAAGCGCAGAUGAAGAUAUACAAACAAGAGGGGAAUAUAACUAGGCAAUUUAGCGAAACACGCACUUUGAGAAGAUUUUCGUGAAAUUAUCCUAAGCAUAUCAAUGGUCCCCAUAAAAACGUGCAAAACGGCACAGAUUUCAAGUGUCAACAGUUCAUAUUUGCAUAAAUAGCGACAUCAUUCCCAUCUUUUCAUCAGUAAAAUCUUGUAAAAGAGUUUUCUCCCAAUCCCUUUUUGGCUUUCUGAGCAAUUUACACAGAAAUCGCAUUCCUUAUGGAAGAUUGCAUUGUGUUAUUUACGUUAAAGGAAAGUAUGAGUUUGUUCUAGACUCUAGAGAGUUUAAAGAGGAUGUAACUGAUGUUAACUGAAACCAAUAAAUAAAAUAGCAAAUUGCAGAAUAAAUGAAAUAUACGAUGCAGCACGUGCUUCUUUUUUUAUAUCAAUAGAUUAACAAUUUAUAGCCUUUUCAUACUGCAAAUUCAGGUGGCACCUGCAUAUGGUGGAAGAUUGGUAUUUUUGCCACGUUU
Phlebotomus papatasi is the source of this 4458-nucleotide messenger RNA. Its product is annotated as patj homolog. The coding region runs from base 1402 to 3462 and encodes 686 amino acids. Gene Ontology annotation, molecular function: protein binding. The record is from RefSeq and is a predicted model, not a curated record. The transcript has a single exon. NCBI's taxonomy places the organism in Eukaryota, Metazoa, Arthropoda, Insecta, Diptera, Psychodidae.